CAUGGGCUCCAGUGAAGACUUUGUAUGUCCGCUGUAGCAAAAUUUUAUCAUGUCACAAAAGAAAUUCACGAACGCCAAGAUUGUAAUAUUUGGAGCUUCUGGCGUUGGCAAAACAGCAUUUGCAGUCCGCUACAUCACAAAGCGAUAUAUCGGCGAUUAUGAUCGAAACAAAGAAAUGCUGUAUACCUAUAAGAUGACGUCACCAAGGGAGGAGGUCGUCACUCUGGAGAUUCUGGACACCGCGUCAGAGUGUAACCCAGAUGAUACAGAGAAGAACCUGAAAUGGGCGGAUGGAUACGUAAUGAUAUUCUCGGUAACGGACAUGCCCAGUUUCCACGAGGUGAAACGCCUCAAGGAUAGUUUAUUCCGCCUGAAAGGAAAUGAAAGACCUAUGGUUCUUAUUGCAAACAAACUAGACCUGCGCGACGCUAGGACGGUGAGUGAGGCGGAAAGUACAUCACUUGCCCAUUCUCUUGAGUGUCCAUUGUUUGAACUCUCAGUGGCGGAUGGAUAUCAGGGUGUAGCGGAUGCAAUGGAAGAACUAAUUGUACAGUUGCGGAGGGAUUUUGUAAAAUGUCAAAGUGCGGCAAAUGUCAGUACCAACACUGACAAGCCUCGUUCUAAAUUAUACAACAUGAAAAAAGUUCUGAAGAAAAGAAUAGGCCGUAGCCAUAGUGAUACGUUUUAAUUUUUAUACAUACCA
Messenger RNA from Ylistrum balloti, 703 nucleotides. RefSeq names its product ras-related and estrogen-regulated growth inhibitor-like. Gene Ontology annotation, molecular function: GTPase activity; GTP binding. Lineage: Eukaryota; Metazoa; Mollusca; Bivalvia; Pectinida; Pectinidae. The transcript has 4 exons. The record is from RefSeq and is a predicted model, not a curated record. Bases 50 to 688 code for a protein of 212 amino acids.